Messenger RNA from Mus musculus (house mouse), 953 nucleotides. It is a transcript of the gene Tex50, whose product is annotated as testis expressed 50. Gene Ontology annotation, cellular component: membrane. Lineage: Eukaryota; Metazoa; Chordata; Mammalia; Rodentia; Muridae. The coding region runs from base 128 to 697 and encodes 189 amino acids. The transcript is spliced from 2 exons. The record is from RefSeq and is marked validated.
GGACUAUCUGAAAGGCUUUGACAGGAGUGCCUCUUUAGUGAUUGAGGCAUCUUUUGCUCUGUCUGACCAAUUUUUUAGCACAAGAUUUUCUUCUCAGUUAAGACAAAAAAAAAAAAAAAAAAAAAAGAUGUCUACCCAAAGACUGUCUGUGCUUUCUCCCCUUCUGCUCUUCUGCUUCUUCAGAGAGACUUUCUCCAUUUGUGACGGGACAACGUGGACAAAGGUCGGAUGGGAGAUUUUUCCAGAGGAAGUGCACUACCUGAAAGUUAAGGCCCCCCCAUCCAGCUGCCUACCUUAUCCUCUGGACACACUCUGCUGCAAUUUUGCUAACAUGGACCUCUUACAGAGCGCCUUACACCUCACUUACAUCUUAGUACAAGCUCUCUGCUUAAUCCUGUUUGCUUUAUCUGUGCAUUACCUAUGGAUGAAAUGGACAAGACACCAAAAAAAGCUGAAAAAGCAAGCUUCCUUAGAGAAACACGCUAAUGGCCUAGACCUGAGCCCAUCCAUCCAUGACAUUGAACAAAUCCUCUGCAGACUACUGGCCACAACAUCAAUGAUGACCAAGUUCCUGAAGCACGUGUCUCACCACUCUUCUGUCAAGAAAGCUAAGCAACAACGUAAAUUAAGGAAGAAGAAGAGUAAGGGAGAAGAGGAGCAGAAGAUCACUGCUAUCCCUAAGCUCGUGCAAAUGUAGCUUGGUCAAGUGCGGAGAGGACAAAAGCUCGUGCAAAUGUAGCUUGGUCAAGUGCGGAGUAUAAAAGAAAUCUAUUGCAGGGACUGUCUGAGGACACAAAGGUUUCUUUGGGGGCUUGCUUUUUUUUUUUUUUUUUUUUUUGCCACAAUCAUUACAGAAAAAUUCUCAGACGAGCUCUGGGUUUCCGCUCAACUGAAAACGAAUCCACUCUUUCUAACGUGGCUCCCAGAAUAAACUGAGAACACCUUAACUGGAA